CCCAUUAGACCACCUGGACCCGCUGAGCUAUGAAGAUCUCCCUGGUAGGCCUUUGCAUCGUCACGCUGGUGCUGCUAAUGUGCUGCUUCGCCGUGGAAACAGAAGCCAAAGCAGCAAGGAAGUGUAAGCACCCUGCUAAGUUCAACCUGAAGCUUAAGAAAUGCGUUAGACCCAUCAGAAAGAGGAAGAUUACUGCAGCAGGAGCCACAACGGCGGCCGCGGCGGCCGCGGCAACAACGGCAGCUGCAGCGUAGAACGAUGUGCAUUUAAUGAUCCUGCAUGAAUAAAUAAAUGGAAAGGGGAUGAGCACAUUCCAA
This is a messenger RNA of Drosophila subpulchrella, 317 nucleotides long. RefSeq lists its product as uncharacterized. Lineage: Eukaryota; Metazoa; Arthropoda; Insecta; Diptera; Drosophilidae. The transcript has a single exon. The record is from RefSeq and is a predicted model, not a curated record. Bases 30 to 254 code for a protein of 74 amino acids.